Saprolegnia parasitica CBS 223.65 is the source of this 1189-nucleotide messenger RNA. RefSeq lists its product as hypothetical. Gene Ontology annotation, molecular function: metal ion binding. Lineage: Eukaryota; Oomycota; Saprolegniomycetes; Saprolegniales; Saprolegniaceae. The record is from RefSeq and is a predicted model, not a curated record. The transcript has 7 exons. Bases 8 to 1189 code for a protein of 393 amino acids.
GUUGGGAAUGGCUAUCACGACGGGCGAGGGUCUUCGGGCGGCGAUGGGCGCCGCUGCGAUCGCGCCGGGCGCCCUCCUGCAAGGUCAGCUUAUCCGCAAGCGCGCAGUCUCGAAAGGACUCCUCUUUGGGGACAUUGAGCUCGCCGACAAAGAACUCGUGCAGAUGAUGGCACACUCGGGCGAGGCGCCGUGGACGAAAGAGGCGAUCGUGCUGCUCAACUGGGAUCUGCAUAUUGGCGACGUAAUCCAAGUGACGGGCGAGGCGCGCCGCGAGGCGUCGAACGGCGACCGUAUUCUCGUCGCGAUUCAAAGCUACUCUGUGGUGGCGAGCUGGGACGUCCUGCAUCCAGGCGCGCCCUUUGAGUAUGGUGCGAGCAGCCACGUUGUUGCGGCGCCGCUCGCGACCAAGCAGAGCUACGACAACAUGAUCCAGCUCGACGGCCAGAAUGCGUGCAAGUUCCACUUCAGCAAUGCAACCUGCGCGCACGGUGCCACCUGUCACUUCUACCACGGACCUAGUGACAAGUACGCUGAGCUUCGCGCCGAGUGGCUCGAGAAGCGUGCGACGCAAAAACGGACUCUGGCCAUGGUGCACGGGGACCCGAACGACCCGCACUCGAAAGCGCUCAAGAGCCACCGCGCGGCGCUCUUCACCGAGUGGCUCGUCGCAACGUUUGGCGCGUCCACCCUUGGCGCCGGCUCCGGCGUGCUCGACGUGGCCGGCGGCAAAGGCGAUAUCGCAUUCGAGCUCGUUUGCAAGCGCGAUCUUCCGGCGACGCUCAUCGACCCGCGGGUCGUCAAGCAGCGCAAGGCGCACCUCAAGUACAUGGCAGCGCAUCAGAAAGCAAAGUGGCCUCAUAUCCUCGCCGAGCUCAAUGACGCGCUGGUCGUCACGCACGCGGCACUGUUUCGUGAGAGUGCUGCCCUCGUCGGCAUGCACCCGGACGAAGCGACCGAACCGAUCGUCGACAUGGCGCUGCGCCUCAACAAGCCGUUUGCCGUCGUGCCGUGCUGCGUCAUGAGCCGGCUCUUCCCAAACCGCGAGUGCAACAAUGGCAAGGUCGCGACUUACGAGGAGUUUGUCGCGUACCUCAAGGCCAAGGACCCGCGCAUCCAGUCGACGUUUCUCCCCUUUGCGGGCAAAAACCAGUCGUCUACAUGCUGCCGUAAGCUAGUAGCAAGCUUCUAA